Molecule: messenger RNA, 741 nt
Organism: Talaromyces marneffei
Lineage: Eukaryota; Fungi; Ascomycota; Eurotiomycetes; Eurotiales; Trichocomaceae
Exons: 1
Coding region: 1-741 (246 amino acids)
Biological process (GO): cilium assembly
Source: RefSeq, a predicted model, not a curated record
AUGACACAACCUCUUAGCCCCAACGACCGGCUCGUUCUCUCCCGCGUCUUUGAAUCACAUCCUGUGGGAUCCUUGUCAAAGUCCCUCAUUGAUCCCGAGCUGCCAACGGCGACUAGAACCAAUCUUUCUCCUACCAUCCUCGAAGAACUGCAGUCCCAGGAACAUUCUAUCAUCACUAAAUGUGGCGGCGCAUCUGUUUCCGCGGAGUCACUAAAAGAAGCAAACAAUCAGUUGACUAGUCUCAUCCAUUUCCAUCCAACAUAUUCCAGUGCGUACAACAAUCGUGCUCAGGUAUUACGCUUGUUAUAUGGGGAUGACCUUUACAGAGAUGAGGUGCAAACCACCACACUGUGGAACGACCUCUGCACUGCUAUCACACUAGAGUUACCGGACCAGCCGAAUGGAAAGGUUUGUGAAUUCCAAGCGAGGGUUUUGAGAGCUGGUUAUGCACAAAGGGGAUACUUGACGUGGAAAGCAGCGAAACGCGCAACGCAACGAUUAGAAAAUCUGGACAAUCUACCAGAAGAAUUGAGGAGUCUGACACGGAGAGAGAUGGAAGACAAAGCGAGGGCUGAUUUGGAAUUGGCAGGUAGAUAUGGUGACCAAGAAGCUAUGAAGAUGGCCGUGAGUGCGAAUCCGUAUGCAAGACUAUGUGGAAACAUUGUCCAAGAAGCCAUGAAAGUGGAAAUUGAAAAGAUGAGGGGCAGUACGGAGUGGGUGGUGAAGGAGAAGACUUAUUGA